GUAAAUGGAUGUAACGUACAGCUCAUCUUUUGAAUCGGAAGAUGAUGAAGUGGCACAAGACGAAAAGGGAAAAAGUAAUUUUCCCAAAGACUAUAGUACUAAUGUGGAAGAAAACAAUACGGAUUUGGAUAUGCUUUGUAAAGGCGUGAAUAACCUUCCAUUGAUUAGAAACACAACCCCAAAAAUGAGACUAAAAUCCUAUUGGGUGUUAGAUAAAAAUCCUAAAUACGUGAAUCAACAAUGUGACGUUCAAAAUUUUCUCGAAAACAAAAUGGUGAAAGCUCAAAAUGGGCAAAAGAGAAUUUUUUUAAAACCUGCCUUCUACACGAAACGGGAAAUUUUCAAUGGUAGCGCAUCAAUCAACAGGAGAAAACAGCUGAAGCAAAUUGAGCACGAUAACAUGAUCCUAUUAAAAAAACUGCAAAACGUGAAGCCAUCUUCCGAGGUGACAAGCUGGAAAAAAUGUAAAAGAACUAGUAGUGCACUUUCAAAUCAGUCGACAAAAUGAGAAACGCAACACAAGAUCGACAAUUACGCAAAACCAGAAACGUUAAAAUAAAUGUCUGAAUGAAUAAACAAAAAUGAAUGACUAUA
This is a messenger RNA of Daphnia pulicaria, 594 nucleotides long. RefSeq lists its product as uncharacterized. Bases 5 to 508 code for a protein of 167 amino acids. The record is from RefSeq and is a predicted model, not a curated record. Lineage: Eukaryota; Metazoa; Arthropoda; Branchiopoda; Diplostraca; Daphniidae. The transcript has 2 exons.